AUGAAACCGUUUACAAAACGGUCAACCUCCCAUCAAGUACCUUCCUGUGGUCCAUUUCACAUGGGCGUGGACUCAAUUCAAUACCUAUGCACUCCACAAACAUGCUCCACAAAGCCAUUUACAAAAUGGUUGAGUUCCCAUCCAGUACAUUCCUGUGGCCUGUUUCACCAGAGCAUGGGCUCAUUUGCACAAGUUGUCAGGACCUUAAUUGUUGUACCUUCAAUGUAA
This is a messenger RNA of Laccaria bicolor S238N-H82, 228 nucleotides long. RefSeq lists its product as uncharacterized. The transcript has 3 exons. Lineage: Eukaryota; Fungi; Basidiomycota; Agaricomycetes; Agaricales; Hydnangiaceae. The record is from RefSeq and is a predicted model, not a curated record. The coding region runs from base 1 to 228 and encodes 75 amino acids.